Centruroides sculpturatus (bark scorpion) is the source of this 3386-nucleotide messenger RNA. RefSeq names its product tyrosine-protein kinase JAK2-like. Gene Ontology annotation, molecular function: non-membrane spanning protein tyrosine kinase activity; cytokine receptor binding; ATP binding. NCBI's taxonomy places the organism in Eukaryota, Metazoa, Arthropoda, Arachnida, Scorpiones, Buthidae. Gene Ontology annotation, cellular component: cytoskeleton; cytosol; membrane. The transcript is spliced from 19 exons. Gene Ontology annotation, biological process: hemopoiesis; cytokine-mediated signaling pathway; intracellular signal transduction. The record is from RefSeq and is a predicted model, not a curated record. Bases 232 to 3159 code for a protein of 975 amino acids.
GAAAGGGAAAUGACAAGAUGGAGAUCACGUUGCAAUUUUGAAGAAUGAAAGUGAACUCAUCCCGUUACAAAAUAAAGUGAAAACAAAAAGAAUUUUUAAGAAGAUAAUUAACAAACACAAGAAAUGGUGGAGGAAAAGGAAUAGUACAGCUGUAAUACUUGUGAUAGAGAAUAAUUUUUGUUUUUCAAAUUUUGAUACUUGAAUUACAAUAUCUAAUGAAAAGAAGUCAUUAUGAUUAAUUUAUAUACUCAAAAAGAGCCAUUGAUAUUACCAGAAAUUACUAAGUAUAAUGCUGAAUACCUUUGUAUUGUUGCUGCCAAACAUUGUAGAAUUAGCCCAGCAUCAAGGCAUCUCUUUGCUCUCUGGAAUCCUAAUAAGAAUAUUUGGUAUAGUCCAUGUAAAAUAAUUGAUGUAGGAUCCAACAAAGAUUUGAAUCUGUACUUCAGGUUAAGAUUUCAUCCUUCAGAUGUAAAAAAGUUGGCGAUUGAUCAACAAGCAUGCAAUUAUUAUUUUCAUCAAAUGAGAAAUGAUUUUUUACAAGGAAAAAUUAAACAACUCUCAAAUAAUGCAGAUGACUCCUUUGGUCUGGCAGUUACUGAUAUAAUUCGUACUGCACUUGAACAGGAUUUAAAUCCCGAACAAAUGAAAAUUGAAUAUUCAAAUUUUUUACCUAAAGUAUUACAUAAAUGGAAUCUUUUCAUGUUGAAGGAACGUAUUAAUAAAGCUAUUAUAAAAGCUUUUAGAAAUAGUGGGCAAAAUGUGGCUUAUGUAAAACAACAAUAUAUACAACAUUUAAUAACCCUUGUACCGGAUUAUACUUGUGAACACUAUCAAGCACAAAUUGAUGAAAAUGGUAAAGUAUAUGAAGUGUUUUUGAGAGUUUGUCCUUAUGUAAUGAAAAAUGCUGGCUUGCAAAUGCAGAUGAAAGGUAGUAAAGAGUCGUGGAUACAAAUUUGUUCCAUAGAAGAUUUAUGCUAUAUUAGCAUGAGAAAUGAUGGAACUGUUGAAAUUAGCAGGAGAAAUGGUAUUCCUCAGUACUUGACAUUUCAAAGUGUUGAUCAAAUGCAUUCUUUUGUAUCUCUUUUGGAUGGUUACUAUCGGUUGAUAGAAAAGUGGACUUUCAAUAUCUGUAAAGAUUUAAUAACGCCUUCUUUGUUAAAUUUAAGACAAUUGAAAUGCCAUGGUCCAAUUGGGCAAGAAUUUUCUUACCAGAAAUUAAGAGAGAAAUGUAAAAAUGAAGUGGGAUGUUAUAUAUUACGAGAAAGUACUACGGUAUAUGACGAAUAUAGAUUAGACGUUAGCGAAACCGAUGGCUUUAUUCAAACAUAUUACAUUUUACGAAAUGAUGAUGAUGAGUAUUUUAUAAAGAACAAAGAAGAAACCUUUCCUUCACUUCCUCAACUUAUAAGUCACUACUCCAAAGGAAACAACAAUCCACUUCUUAAAAAGUGUAUACCACCAUCAGAAUAUGAGAAGACUUGCUUAUUAUUAUGUAGACCCAUAAAUAGAGAUAUUCAGGCUCUGAAAAGUCGUGGAGAAUGUAAUUGUGCCGCCCAGUGUAUUCCUUACGACAGUAUAAUAUUUAGUAAAAAAGUAAGCGAUGAAUUGCAUGGUCAUCAGACUAUUGUUAAACAUUGUUAUUUAAGACGUGGAACAGAUAAUUUUAAAGAAGUUGCUGUAAAGCAGUUAAAACAUCAAUUAAAUCUAGUAUACACAAUGGAAUUUUUAAAUCAGUGCGAUAAAGUAUUGUUCUGGCAAUGUGAUUCUAUUGUUUCAACUAUUGGUAUGGUACUCUCUCCACUCUGCUUUGUAAUGGAAUACUUACCAUUAGGUAGGCUAGAUUUAUAUUUGAGAGAAAAUAAUCAGGCAUUGAAACAAGUGGACUUAGUGGAAGCAGCAAAUUAUAUUGCAAGAGCAUUGUGGUAUUUGGAAGAACAACAGUGUUGUCAUGGGAAAAUUCGGUGUCAUAAUAUAUUAGUUUCACAGCACAGUGAUAACUCGUUUAAAGUUAAAUUGGCUGAUCCAGGAAUUGUAGUAUAUAAUGAUGAAGACAUGCACUGGAUUCCUCCUGAAUGCUACAGUGACUUUAGUCAAGCUGCAAAGUCAUUAGCAGCUGAUGUCUGGGCAUUUGGAACUACUUUGUGGGAAAUAUUUUCUUUUGGUGAGAUUCCUUUUAAAGACAAAAAAACUAAUGAAAUAAAAGAAUUGUAUUUGCAAGGCCAUCAUCCACCUUAUCCGACAGAUAUUCAUAGUGAUAUUGGAAAAUUAAUGAACGAAUGUUGGACACUUGAUCUGGAUAAUCGAAAGAAGGCCCAAGCUAUCAUGCGUGAUAUUAACCAGAUCUUAUAUGAAGCAUCAUCUAUGGCAAGAAAUGUAACUAUUUUGGGAUUUUAUGGAGAAGUUUAUAAAGCGACACUUACAUACUGUGCUGGAUGCACGGCAGUGGUUGCCGUGAAGAGAAUAAAAAAGUCUGCACUGUCGGAAGAGAAUUGCCGUGGACUGUGUCAAGAAAUCGACAUAAUGAGGAAACUCCAACAUGCAAAUAUUGUCGAAAUUAAAGCUUUCUUAGAAGAACCAGAAAUCAUGUUAGUUAUGGAAUAUAUGAAACUGGGGAGCUUACUAGCAUAUUUGCAAAUGCACAAGCAAAAAAUUGAACGUGCUCAAUUAUUAAAAUUUGCUGCAGAUGUUGCAGAGGGAAUGAAAUAUUUGGAAGAGAAACAUAUAGUUCAUAGAGAUUUGGCAGUCAGAAACAUUUUAGUUGCAUCAGAAGACUGGGUAAAGAUCAGUGAUUUUGGUUUAGCUAGGCUGACAGAAAAUGAUUAUUACAAGAUGAAGACAGAAAGAGAUUUGCCUAUUAGAUGGUAUGCCUUGGAAAGUAUUCUGCAUCUAAAAUUUUCUCAUAAAUCAGAUGUUUGGAGUUUUGGAAUAACAUUGUGGGAGAUGUUUUCUUAUGGAAAAAAUCCCAUUAUACCAGGAAUUUCUGACACAAAACUAGCCGAGGCCCUCCAGAAGGGUACCAGACUGUGCUGUCCUGAAUCUUGUCCCGUAGAAAUAUACAGACUGAUGAUAGAAUGCUGGGAUUCAGAUUCCCACAAAAGGCCGUCCUUUUCCGAUAUCAGAGAACAAAUUGAAGAUCUCAGGAAGAGUUCUUGGACUUAAUGAAAAUAUAUUUUGAUAAAAUAUUGUAUUGUUCAUAUAUAUAUUAUUUCCAGCAGUGUUUUUAAGCACUUGCGAUCUGAUUUGUACAUAUGUAUUAUAUGAUAAAAAUAAUACUCUUCUGAUAUUAGAUGUAAUUCAUGUGUAAAUUGGGAAACAAAUCAUAAUAAAAAUAUUUUUGGUAAAUUUACCAAAAAUAUUUUUAUUAUGAUUUGUUUUUGCUGUUUCUA